Molecule: messenger RNA, 1791 nt
Organism: Aspergillus candidus
Lineage: Eukaryota; Fungi; Ascomycota; Eurotiomycetes; Eurotiales; Aspergillaceae
Product: Mob1 family protein
Exons: 2
Coding region: 1-1791 (596 amino acids)
Cellular component (GO): cytoplasm
Source: RefSeq, a predicted model, not a curated record
AUGACCGCUGCGGGAGUCUCUCAUCCCAGUUCGCCGCGCCUCCCCAGCCCUCCGCCCUUCACCGAGGUUCAGAUUGGCCCCAAGUCGCCGUUGAUCGGCGACACGCUUGGGAAAGAUGCAGAGGAAUUACUAGGUGUAUCGCCGGCUGAUGAACGGCGGAUUCGACCGGGGACAAAGGCCGUGGACAUGGCGGCCGGUCCUCCGCUGAUUCCCCUUUCGCAGCUGGACUCCCCCUUUCAACUGCAAGAACACCUCAAAGCGCUUUACAACCAUUACACCCGGCCCGAAGGUUCCGACACGGUAGUCCCGAUCACGCGGCAGGUCGCCGCGAAGCUGGCGGAGCCGCCCGAGGGCGUCGACCGGUCGCUCUGGCUCUACGAGCUGUGUCGAUUCCUAACAAUGAAGGUGAACAACUUGGUCACCGCGUUCUUCGCCGAAGACCCGCCCUGUUCGUCGCAGACGUGCCCGGAGAUGCGCGCGUCGGAAUGGCAGUACCUGUGCGCCGUGCACGACCCUCCCAAAUCCUGCUGCGCCAUCGACUACUGCUGCCACACACUCGACUGGGCGACCAACAUUCUUACCUCGACUCGGCUGUUUCCUAGCCGGCUGGCGCUGGGCGGGCCUGAAGCCGGUAGUGGGCCCCAGGCCAUGCGCCACCUGACCAACAUCUUCCGACGCCUGUAUCGCAUCUUUGCGCACGCGUGGUUCCAGCAUCGCGAAGUGUUCUGGCAGGUCGAGGGCCACGACGGGCUGUACAUCUUCUUCAAGACCGUCUGCGACAUGUAUGCGCUCAUACCCGAGGACAAUUACACCGUGCCCCCGGAGGCUGAGGGCAUCGACCCGGCCAAGCCCCACCCGGCGCAGGAGCAGCCGGAUGCGCGUCGCAUCACGAUCCUGCGCAAGGAGCCCGAGGGGUCGUUCUCGGGGUCGCUUGAGAAUAUAGAGAACUCGUCGAUCAGCACGGGGGCUACCACGCGUCGACACAAGAACAGCCCGUCCAUCAACUCCCGCGUCACCACCAUCAGCGAGAGCGCCGAAGACGAAGACGUGCCACAGCGACCAUCUGCUCCGCAGGAGCCAGCUCCUCAGAGCAGCGAAUCCCCCGCCCCCGCCGCAGCUGUUGAGGAGACCUCAGAACCGGCGGAAUCCACGGCGUCGGAGCCCGAGGGUGCCCAGAUCACUGUGGCGGAGGUCCUCGUGGAGGAAGCGGUUCCAGAGGGUGAGAAGCCGGCCGACACCGAGUCGCCGCAGGAAACACAGGCGGAACCAACGCAGCCGGCUGCAGAACACACGGAGGACGCUCCAAAGACGAAGCCAGAACAGCCGGAGGGUACCGCAGAGACGAAUCUGCCGUCUGAAGCUCCAGUGACGGAGUCAGAGCCGCCGUCCGAACCGAAGCAGACCGACUUGAAGCCGACCGACUCAAAGCUGACCGACUCGGACGCCACACCGGAGACCGAGUUUGCGCCUGAAUCUGCGCCUGAAUCUGCGCCUGAAUCUGCGCCUGAAUCUGAGUCUGCGCCCAAAUCUGCGCCCGAAUCUACGCCUGAAACCGAAGCUAAGCCUGAAGUUACGCUUGAAAAUACCUCCGAGGGUACUCCUGAAGCUACACCAGAAGUCACUCCUGAAGUGACGCCUGAAGUUUCACCAGAGGUUUCGCCCGAAGUUAAGAAUGAAGUCACGCCUGAAAAUUCGCCCAAAGGUUCGCCUAAAAUCAAACCUGUAUCCGAACCCGAGACCAAAUCUACCUCCGAGCCCCAGCCGGAGCCCGAACCGGCAAAGGAGGCAUAA